AGACACUGUGACUGAUGAGAGUUAAAGGCCAUGGAUGAAGAUGGGCUUGAAUUGCAGCCACAUGAGCCAAAUGCAUUUUUUGAUCCAACAGGAACUGAUGCAGCACAUAUGGAUGGAGAUCAGAUUGUUGUGGAAGUACAGGAAACAGUAUUUGUUUCAGAUGUAGUCGACUCAGAUAUAACUGUGCAUAAUUUUGUUCCUGAUGAUCCAGAUUCUGUAGUAAUCCAAGAUGUCAUUGAGGAUGUUGUUAUUGAGGAUGUUCAGUGCCCAGAUAUCAUGGAGGAGCCAGAUGUAUCUGAAACUGUCAUUAUUCCUGAACAAGUGCUGGACACAGAUGUAGCCGAAGAGGUUUCUUUGGCUCAUUGCACUGUCCCAGAUGAUGUUUUGGCUUCUGACAUAACAGCAGAAGCAAUGUCUAUACCAGAACAUGUACUGACAAGUGAGUCAAUGCAUGUACCUGAAGUUGGACAUGUAGAACAUGUAGUUCAUGAUAACGUUGAAGAAGCAGAUAUUGUCACUGAUACUCUGGGAACAGAUGUUGUUUCUGAGGAAGUCUUGGUGGCAGACUGUGCAUCAGAGGCAGUGAUCGAUGCCAAUGGAAUCCCUGUGGAACAUCAAGACGAGAAGGGCAACUGUGAAGAUUACCUUAUGAUUUCCUUGGAUGAUGCUGGUAAGAUAGAACAUGAAGGUUCUGCUGAAAUUACCAUGGAAGCAGAGUCAGAAAGUGGCUCUUGUAAAGUGGAUGGCAUUUGUCCAGAAGUCAUCAAGGUCUAUAUAUUCAAAGCAGAUCCUGGAGAAGAUGAUUUAGGGGGCACAGUAGACAUUGUGGAGAGCGAGCCAGAGAAUGACCACGCAGCUGGAUUACUUGAUCAAAAUAGCAGUAUUCGUAUUCCAAGGGAGAAAAUGGUUUACAUGACUGUAAAUGAUUCUCAGCAUGAAGAUGAAGACUUAAAUGUUGCAGAAAUAGCUGAUGAGGUUUAUAUGGAAGUGAUUGUAGGAGAGGAGGAUGCAGCAGUGGCCCACGAGCAGCAAAUUGAUGACACUGAAAUUAAAACUUUCAUGCCUAUAGCUUGGGCAGCAGCUUAUGGUAAUAAUAAUGAUGGCAUUGAAAGUCGGAAUGGCACUGCAAGUGCUCUUUUGCACAUAGACGAGUCAGCUGGACUCGGGAGACUGGCUAAGCAAAAACCAAAGAAAAAAAGGAGACCUGAGUCCAGGCAGUAUCAAACAGCAAUAAUCAUCGGCCCUGAUGGUCAUCCAUUGACAGUCUACCCCUGCAUGAUUUGUGGAAAGAAAUUUAAAUCUAGAGGUUUCUUGAAAAGGCACAUGAAAAACCACCCGGAGCACCUUCUUACUAAGAAGAAAUACAGAUGUACAGACUGUGAUUACACUACGAAUAAAAAAAUAAGUUUACAUAACCACUUGGAGAGUCAUAAGCUGACCAACAAAACCGAAAAGCUUAUUGAGUGUGAUGAGUGUGGGAAAAGCUUCUCUCAUGCAGGAACUUUAUUUACUCACAAGAUGGUGCACAGGGACAAAGGAGUUAAUAAAAUGCACAAGUGCAAAUUCUGCGAUUAUGAGACAGCAGAACAAGGAUUACUGAGUCAUCACCUUUUAGCUGUCCACAGCAAGAACUUUCCUCAUAUUUGCGUGGAGUGUGGCAAAGGAUUUCGCCAUCCGUCAGAGCUCAAGAAGCACAUGCGAAUCCACACUGGUGAAAAGCCGUACCAGUGCCAAUAUUGCGAAUACCGAUCUGCCGACUCUUCUAACUUGAAAACUCACGUAAAGACUAAACACAGUAAGGAAACGCCGCUCAAGUGCGAUAUUUGUUUCCAGACUUUUUCGGAUACCAAAGAGCUACAGCAGCAUACUCUUAUGCAUCAAGAAAGUAAAACACAUCAGUGUUUGCAUUGUGACCAUAAGAGCUCAAACUCGAGUGAUCUGAAACGACACAUAAUUUCGGUCCACACAAAAGACUAUCCUCAUAAGUGUGACAUGUGUGAUAAAGGCUUUCAUAGGCCUUCGGAACUGAAAAAACACGUGGCGGCUCACAAGGGUAAAAAAUUGCACCAAUGCAGACAUUGUGACUUUAAGAUUGCAGAUCCGUUCAUUCUGAGUCGCCACAUACUCUCAGUUCACACAAAGGAUCUUCCGUUCAGGUGCAAGAGGUGUAGAAAGGGCUUUAGGCAACAGAACGAGCUGAAAAAACACAUGAAAACACACAGCGGCAGGAAAGUUUAUCAAUGUGAGUACUGUGAGUAUAGCACUACAGAUGCCUCAGGCUUCAAACGGCAUGUUAUUUCCAUUCACACAAAAGACUACCCUCACCGUUGUGAGUAUUGCAAGAAAGGGUUCCGACGGCCUUCAGAGAAGAACCAGCACAUUAUGCGGCAUCAUAAAGAUGUUGGGCUGCCUUAAAGUCUCUUUCACAGACUUGCGGCUGGAAUUAUAAAGGAAUUUUGCCUUUCAGGCAGUUAGCUUAUUUUAAAGCCAAUCACCUGCGAUCACACACACACACAAAAAAAAAAACAACAAAAAAAACAUACUGUGCAUUUGAUUUGUUGCUGUAUAAAAAUAGGAUUAUUGCUUCUAGUUGACUUUUAUACCUUUUGUUCAAUAGCGUGUUCUGAAUUCUAUUCAGUUUGUUUAAUAAAUGAAGAAAAGAUGGCAACAAUAAAGUUGCAUUUAAUAAAGUAAACCCUGUCUCUUACUGAAUUUUUCAACCGUAAUAGUUUAUUUAAGUAUAUUUAUCUUACUGACCUCGUUGAUACUCACAGUGUCCAUGUUAAUGCAGUUUUGUCGUGAAUUUUAAAAAUAUGAGAUUUCUCUUGAUAAAAUUGUCAGAGGUGUGUAUAAAAUGGGGGAUUGUGAUGUUGAAGAUGAAGUCAGUAGGGCCCACCUGAUUGUCUUGCUUUGACUACACAGACUUUGUGGCAGGUUAACUAUUUUCCAUUUGAGGAGUUACACAUCUAACUUUAUUGCGGAAAACUGUUCUGCGUUUUAAUUCGGGUUUCAGAGAGAAAAAAAAUUUUUAAAUGGUUUGAGGCAUUUGUAAUCUUUCUUUGGCGAAUUUAAAAGUAUGCUCAAAUACUACGUUUAUUGUUCUGUGCUUCUUUGUCUUUGAAAGGUUUUGUGUGUUCCAAAUGAGUUGGGCUUUUUUCAAUUUACUGCUGUCUUAAUGUUGGAAACGUAAAAUGCUGUUGUUCCGUUUGCAGAGUUAAUAGAUCACAACUGUCCGUACGUGCCGGUAAACAUACCUCAAACGUGACGCUUUUAUGUAUAUGAGUAUUUCUUUGAAAGAACAGUUUGUGGUUCAAGUCACAUUUUUAUUGUGAGUUGUUUUAGAAUAAAAUUU
Molecule: messenger RNA, 3352 nt
Organism: Cariama cristata (Red-legged seriema)
Lineage: Eukaryota; Metazoa; Chordata; Aves; Cariamiformes; Cariamidae
Product: zinc finger X-chromosomal protein
Exons: 7
Coding region: 31-2415 (794 amino acids)
Biological process (GO): regulation of DNA-templated transcription
Cellular component (GO): nucleus
Molecular function (GO): metal ion binding; RNA polymerase II cis-regulatory region sequence-specific DNA binding; DNA-binding transcription factor activity, RNA polymerase II-specific
Source: RefSeq, a predicted model, not a curated record